Molecule: messenger RNA, 483 nt
Organism: Cladophialophora psammophila CBS 110553
Lineage: Eukaryota; Fungi; Ascomycota; Eurotiomycetes; Chaetothyriales; Herpotrichiellaceae
Exons: 3
Coding region: 1-483 (160 amino acids)
Molecular function (GO): protein binding
Source: RefSeq, a predicted model, not a curated record
AUGGAACCCGCUUCGCCGACAGCACCUGUUGCCGCUCCACAGUCAGCCGACGAGCUCCCGCCUGAAGCGAUUGCUCUCGCAGGAAGAUUCUUUGACGCCGCGAGGUCGGGUCAGCUUGACAUAUUCGAGCAAGCUUUGCCGCGGGGUCUACCUGCGAAUCUGACCAACGACAAGGGCGACACAUUGCUGAUGCUUGCAUCUUACCACGGCCACGCUCCCUUGGCCUCAUUGCUGGUGCAACACGGUGCAGAUCCCAAUCGCCUGAAUGACCGAGGGCAAUCCAUCUUGGCAGGAGUGGUCUUCAAGAACGAGGCUGAAGUGAUCGACAUCCUUUUAGAAGCCGGGGCCGACCCUGAGCUUGGGCAGCCGAGCGCCAUAGAAGCGACAAGAGUCUUCCGACAAGAAGCAUAUGAACAAAAGUUCAAAGAACAGGUUGAGAAACUGAAGGCCGCGGGCGCCAGAGCCAUGGACGGCAGUUCAUAA